Ceraceosorus bombacis is the source of this 1675-nucleotide messenger RNA. Lineage: Eukaryota; Fungi; Basidiomycota; Exobasidiomycetes; Ceraceosorales; Ceraceosoraceae. The record is from the annotation of a GenBank genome assembly.
AUGACUACCCGCCAGGCAACGCACGCUGGUUCUUGGUACACAUCCAGCAGGUCUCAACUUGACAGCUCGCUCAACGGCUGGCUACAAGCUGUGAAACCAUCCGAGAUCCCUCCGAGAGGAGUCAGUGCUGCGGAUGUGGACGUGGAUGGUCAGCUUGGCUACAAGAGGACACAACAAGCUGGGGGCGAUGCAGAGAAGUUGAGCUUGCCGGUGGAUGGCUGCAGAGCUGUGAUAGCACCGUGAGUAUCAGAUAUAGACGUAUGCUUCAGUUGCAAUAUGAACACCGCAACACGAAGCAAGGUGAAUCGCGCCCCAGUCGCAGCAGCUCAAGAGCCUUGCAUUCUCGCUGCAGACAUGCUGGUUACUCGUACUCUGGACCAGCCGCUGCUUGGGCGUAUGCUACCAUCAAUCCCGAGAAGCAGUGAGUCAUCCUCGCUUCGAAGUCUUCACGCGAACCUGAGAUUGAGCCACGCAUCUGACGCCCCACAUCAGCAAGCGCAUCUUCAUCCUUGGACCCUCCCAUCACCACUACUUGUCGGGCUGCGCUCUAAGCAAAUGUCAAAAGUACGCGACCCCCAUAGGUGACCUACCUUUGGACCUCGAUAGUGAGUCACGUACUGACAUGACUUGCACCUGUGCUGCGAGGUCGCACCACGCUGACACAAAUCGAUUUGUCUAGCCAUUGGUGAAUUGCGGGGGACGGGAGAGUUUGAAGACAUGUCUCUUUCGACCGACGAGGACGAGCACAGCAUCGAGAUGCAUUUGCCGUACGUGCGCAAAAUUUGGCAACAGUGAGUGAGGUAUGGAGAGCAGAGCAAUGUAUCAUCUCAAGAUUGGAAUGCUCUCCCCUAAACUCAUUAAGACUGGCCUUGACCUCUUGCCUUCCUUGCGGUCACUCAACAGGGCAGACAUCAAGAUCGUGCCGAUUCUGGUGGGAUCUACGGAUUUCGACGCCGAGACUAAGUACGGUAGACUCCUCGCGCCAUAUCUCGCUGAUCCUGAGACUUUUGUCGUCGUCAGCUCGGACUUUUGUCACUGGUCAGUGAAUGUCUCAUUCAUAAGCUCCCGGUGCUUCUUGCUGACGAGGUCUGGCGCUUAUCCACGUUCACCACAUCACGCAGGGGCUCGCGCUUUCGCUACACCCACUACCACGCUCCUCCGGCAGCGCCCACGCAAUUGCGAAGCUCAUCUACCCUCGCUACCACUACGCCCAUCCAUAUGUCCAUUCGGGCACUUGAUGCCGAGGGAAUGUCCUGCAUUUCCUUUCCAAGCCCGGCACCGUUCGUCGGCUCCAAUGAAAGCGACACAUCGACUCAGCGCGAAGUCGUCCCGGAUGCGAAAUCUGCCAGCGAGGCUAGGAACGUUUGGAAUGAUUAUCUGGAGGCCCACCACAACACAAUAUGCGGGAGGCAUCCUAUUGGCGUGCUGUUAGCUGCACUUGAAGAGCUACAGAGGAGGGGACACUCCUCGGAGUGUCGUUUCACGCGAUACGAGGUGAGCUCAGUCCAGCGUACCGUAUCUGCCGGGAUCGACUCGAAAUUGAUCCCGCGGAACCUAAAUCUUCUCCCCCGGUCUUGCGUGUCCGUAUCAGCAAAGUUCUCAGUGUCUGACCGCCCGAGAUAGCAGCGUCUCGUACGCCAGCGCCUUCAUUCGCAUUCAUUCGGCUUCAUCAUGA